AUGCCUGUCUGGCUCCACAGUGUUCUCCCACCACCACCCAGAUAUCCUGUCGGUGGCUACCCCGGCGCACCGGGUGCCGGGCCUCUUAUCGAGACCAACAACACCCUCACACACCCCACUGGUCCCGAGCACCAGUUAGUCGUUGGAGAAGGUACAUAUGUGUUGCGCGAUGACCUCCACCUAGCUACGCCGCCUCCCCACCCCUCAGAGGCUCCCGUUCACAAUCCAAACCCCCUCGCGACGACAAUUUCUCCUCCUACCGCCGGAACGAAGCUCUCCCUCAUUCUCCUUGCGCCACGGCGCCAGUCCAGUUCGCGCCUAUACCGAUUCGAAACGGCUACAAGCACACGGUCACAAGUUCCUCCAAGCAUACAAGAGUCACCUCACGAGGCAAACAGUGAUGCUGGUUCCCACAGUGUCAAUGGAACGGCAUUCCCACCCUACGAGAGUUCGAUUGCGCCUGCGUUCGGAGCCUCCAAUCCUCACCUGGCAGUCAUAAAUGGAAAAGACGCAAAGGACCCGCUCAAACGAAGGAAACCAAAGAGCAACAUUGUCAAAAGUAACUCGUCCUUCGUGUCUCGAGUCAUUCCGCAUGAAGCGUUAUCGAAGAGGUUACAAGAACACAACCCCAACGGCGUAUAUGCUUUCGCCAACGUCAACCGCGCACUCCAAUGGCUGGAUCUCAAUUCGCCUAUCAAGGAAGAACAUAUGACCAAGAUUCUAUUCACCAAAGCUCAUGCACUAUGUCACGACAUAAACCCAAUCACAAAGGGUCCAAACCACCUGGAUAUGAUUAUGGGCUUUUCGACUGGUGACAUCAUCUGGUACGAACCCAUGUCGCAGAAAUACGCACGAAUCAACAAGAAUGGAGCGAUCAACAAUGCUGUCGCAUCGGCUGUGACCGACAUUCGGUGGAUUCCAAACAGUGAAAACCUUUUCCUAGCAGCGCACAUGGACGGCAGCCUGAUAGUCUAUGACAAGGAGAAGGAAGAUGCACCUUUUGUGCCGGAGGAGCAGGCGCCAGCCGGGGAGUCGGCCAAGGGCAAGGAGGCCAUGAGGUCGUCGUUGAUUAUCAAGAAGUCGGUGAACUCGGUUAACCAAAAGACGAACCCUGUGGCAUACUGGCAAACGAGCAACUCGAAGAUCAACGCGUUCGCCUUCUCGCCUGACAACCGGCACAUUGCAGUGGUGUCAGAGGACGGGUCGCUCCGCAUCAUCGACUUCCUCAAAGAACAAUUGCUUCACAUUUUCACAAGCUACUACGGAGGCCUGCUUAGCGUGUGCUGGUCGCCUGACGGUCGAUACAUUGUUACAGGUGGACAAGAUGAUUUGCUAUCCAUCUGGUCCAUGGAAGAGAGCCAGCUGGUUGCGCGAUGCCAGGGCCACAAUUCAUGGGUUACGGCAGUAGCCUUUGAUCCUUGGCGGUGUGAUGAACGCAACUAUCGGAUUGGUAGUGUAGGGGAAGAUUGUCGGCUUUUACUGUGGGACUUCAGCGUGGGAAUGCUGCAUAGGCCUCGGGCGGCAUCGGUUCGACAGCGCGGUAGCAUUGCGUCGACGACCCUGAAGAUGCAGCGUAGCCGCACGGAUGGAUCCACCACGCGGUUCCGAUCCAACUCUAAUCUCACAUCGGCAACGACGGUGGAAAACGACGAAGAUGAGCAGGUUAUACACGCUGUAGAGCCGCGGGCGCGGACGGCCAUGUUACCGCCCGUUAUGGCGAAGAAGGUAGACGAGCAUCCACUGUGUUGGCUAGGAUUCGAGGAGGACUGCAUUAUGACAUCUUGCAACAAUGGGCACAUCCGCACAUGGGACCGACCGAAAGAAGGCGCUGGUGGUGAAGCCAAUGGCAUCAACAACAGCAGCAGCAAUGGAAUCGGAGGAACUGCACUGGCUUCGACAGUGUCGAUGGGUGGUACCGGUAGUCUCCCACCCGGCAGCAGCGGCGGUCAACAAGAAAAGCUGAGGCAGAUACGAUCGGCGGGCGACGUCCUCAACUAG
Aaosphaeria arxii CBS 175.79 is the source of this 1998-nucleotide messenger RNA. RefSeq names its product WD40 repeat-like protein. Gene Ontology annotation, cellular component: cell tip; nucleus; cell division site. The coding region runs from base 1 to 1998 and encodes 665 amino acids. NCBI's taxonomy places the organism in Eukaryota, Fungi, Ascomycota, Dothideomycetes, Pleosporales. Gene Ontology annotation, biological process: carbon catabolite repression of transcription. The transcript is spliced from 8 exons. Gene Ontology annotation, molecular function: protein binding. The record is from RefSeq and is a predicted model, not a curated record.